Halichondria panicea is the source of this 1318-nucleotide messenger RNA. RefSeq lists its product as uncharacterized. The transcript has a single exon. Gene Ontology annotation, molecular function: extracellular matrix structural constituent. NCBI's taxonomy places the organism in Eukaryota, Metazoa, Porifera, Demospongiae, Suberitida, Halichondriidae. The record is from RefSeq and is a predicted model, not a curated record. The coding region runs from base 51 to 1301 and encodes 416 amino acids.
AGUAACAGCCUCUCUAUUUCAAGUCAGUGGUAGAGUUUCAACUGUGAAUUAUGGAGCUAAACACUGCCUACAAAGUUGCGCACUCCAGCAAGAGAAGAGAAACACAAGCCAUUGCAUUGCAAGGAAACACUGCCUACAAUAUCUAUCCUACCCAAGAUAAUGGCUACACUAUGGUUGAGAACAAUGAGAGAGAAACGUUUGCAUCGAAAAAUAACACAGCCUAUGCAAUAAACAGAGAAGUGUUUACAACAGAAACUAAUUCCACCUCCGACGUUCUGAGCAAUACAAACAAAAAAAGGCAAGGAUGUGCUAAAAAUGGAUGUACUAAGAAGUGGUUUGCAAUCUUUACCGUCCUAGCUAUUGCUUUUUCGUCUCUGUUAGUAGCUGUGGCAGCACUUGUGUACACCAAUAUAGUGUUAAAGAACCAGGAGGAUCAGUCAAUGACGGAACAACUAAAUAACCAAUCCAGCACAAUUGAGCCUUUUAAUCUUGGAACAAUCAACAACCCAGCAAGCUCUUGCAGUGACAUAUCUCAAGAUCGAUCAUCUGGAGAAUACUGGAUUUCCCCUGACACUAGCUCUCCUGUUCAGGUUUACUGUGACAUGAAUCGAACAAGCUGUAGCUGCAACACUGCAGGAGGAUGGAUGAGGGUAGCCAACCUUGACAUGACUGAUCCUAACCAAAACUGCCCAGAGGGAUUGAGACUGGUAACCAGAACAGAACCACCAUUGCGUACUUGUGGCCGAAUAGAAGGACCAGCACGAUGUGUGUCUACUACCUAUUCAACUUAUGAGGUGGAGUACUCAAAAGUUUGUGGUCAAAUCAUUGGAUAUCAAAGUAGUACUUCAGAUGCUUUCGAUCAAUUCUUCAAAAACAGAUCUUUAUCUAUUGAUGAUGGUUAUGUUGAUGGUGUGAGCCUAACCCACGGACAGUUGCCUCGUCAGCACAUCUGGACAUUUGUUAAUGCAAUCGAUGAAAUUCACUCCAAUGAAUUAGUAUGUCCUUGCACAAGACCUGACCUCCCCUACACUGGAGUUGUACCUCCCUUCAUCUGUCAAGACUACUUCUGUGAAACUGGAAGCCAGCAAAAACAUACAUUUACUUUCUACCCUGAUGAUCCACUCUGGGACGGUCAGGGAUGCGGGGGUACCAGUACUUGCUGUGAGUUCAACAAUCCACCGUGGUUCUGCAAACAACUUCCUCAACCAACUACAGACGAUAUCGAGUUGAGGCUUUGUUCUGAUCAAAGCAUUUAUGAUGAAGAGACACCCAUUGAGAUAAUAGAGAUGUACGUACAUUAAAAUAGACAUAUUGAAUC